CUUCCCCGGGCAGCGAUGUCGGGGGGAGCAGCGGACGGCGGACCCCCGGCACCCCGUUUCCUGGCUCCCCCGCCGCCGCCCCCCAAGAACGGUUCCAGCUCGGACAGCUCCGUCGGGGAGAAGCUGGGAGCCGCCGAGCACGCGGCCUCUGGGACCGGCGGAGCGAGCGGCGGAGCGGGGAGCGGAGGCCGUAGCGAGGAGUACCGCCGCCGCCGCCACACCAUGGACAAGGACAGCCGAGGGGCGGCAGCCACCGAGCACCGCUUCUUCCGCCGGAGCGUGAUCUGCGACUCCAACGCCACGGCCUUGGAGCUGCCCAGCCUGCAGCCCGCCGCACCCUCGGCUCCCGUGUCGGGAGGCAGUGCCGCUCCCUUGGUCUCUCCUCCCGAGUGCGUCCGCACCACUUGCAUCGCCGUUGGAGCCUCGCAGGCCCCCUCGCUGCUGCAGCAGCCUCCGCCGCCAGUCCCGCUCCCACUGGAAGGGCGCUCUGGCCAGGAGCCCCCUGCCACCAAGGAUGCCGCCCCGCUACUGCCCAAAGAGGAGGAGGAUGAGGCCGCCGCUCUGCCCCCCACCAGCGCCGCUGGCAGCACGUCGGCUGCCAGCCGGGAGUUCGAGGAGCGGAGGGCGCAGCAGGAGGACAUAGAGGAGCUGGAGACCAAGGCGGUGGGCAUCUCCCCUGACGGCCGCUUCCUGAAGUUUGACAUCGAGAUCGGAAGAGGCUCUUUCAAAACUGUAUAUAAAGGACUGGAUACUGAUACCACUGUGGAAGUCGCCUGGUGCGAGCUGCAGGAUCGGAAACUAUCCAAGUCAGAGCGACAAAGAUUCAAAGAGGAAGCUGGGAUGCUGAAAGGGCUUCAGCAUCCCAAUAUUGUCAGGUUCUACGAUUCCUGGGAGUCCACAGUCAAAGGAAAAAAAUGUAUUGUCCUUGUGACAGAACUCAUGACAUCUGGAACAUUAAAAACGUACCUGAAAAGAUUUAAAGUGAUGAAAAUCAAAGUACUACGAAGCUGGUGUCGUCAGAUACUGAAAGGCUUACAAUUUCUACACACACGCACUCCUCCCAUUAUUCAUAGAGACUUAAAAUGUGACAACAUCUUCAUUACUGGCCCCACUGGUUCAGUCAAGAUUGGAGACCUUGGACUGGCAACCCUGAAGCGAGCUUCUUUUGCCAAAAGUGUGAUAGGUACCCCAGAGUUCAUGGCCCCCGAGAUGUAUGAGGAGAAAUAUGAUGAAUCCGUUGAUGUAUAUGCUUUUGGGAUGUGUAUGCUAGAGAUGGCAACGUCUGAGUAUCCUUAUUCUGAGUGCCAAAAUGCCGCGCAGAUCUACCGUCGAGUGACCAGUGGUGUCAAGCCCGCCAGCUUUGAUAAAGUAGCGAUCCCUGAAGUGAAGGAGAUUAUUGAGGGAUGCAUUCGGCAAAACAAAGGCGAAAGAUAUGCUAUUAAGGACCUUUUGAAUCAUGCUUUCUUCCAAGAAGAGACUGGAGUACGGGUAGAACUAGCAGAGGAAGAUGAUGGAGAAAAAAUUGCCAUUAAACUCUGGCUGCGAAUUGAAGACAUCAAAAAACUUAAGGGCAAAUAUAAAGAUAAUGAGGCAAUAGAGUUUUCCUUUGACUUGGAGAGAGAUGUCCCAGAGGAUGUGGCACAGGAAAUGGUGGAAUCUGGCUAUGUCUGUGAAGGGGAUCACAAGACAAUGGCGAAAGCUAUCAAGGACAGGGUAUCUUUGAUUAAGCGAAAGCGAGAGCAGCGUCAGUUGGUGCGAGAAGAACAGGAGAAGAAGCUUCAGGAAGAAGGUAGUCAGAAGCAGCAGCUGGAGCAACAGCAACCCUCAAGUGCUUCCCAUGCAGGGUCAAAGCAUCCCGUAUCUGUCAGUGGUACUACUCCUGUCCCCACUACUUCAGCAUCUGUUUCUACUCAAGUGGAGCCUGAAGAACCAGAAGCUGAUCAACACCAACAACUGCAGUUCCAGCAACCCAGUAUAUCUAUUCUUUCUGAUGGAGCAGUUGAUAGUGGCCAAGGGUCAUCUGUUUAUACUGAAUCGUGUGUGAGCAGUCAGCAGACUGUGUCGUAUGGUUCCCAGCAUGACCAGCCAAUCUCAACUGCUGCAGUCCAGGGGUAUGCGGCUUCAGUUGGCCAAGUGCAGUCACAACAGCAUGGAGGAUAUCAGCCACCUACAGUGCCUCAGCAUCCGCGUGGGGGAACACCAACGUUCCCAGAUUCACAGAUAUUUUUCCCAACCGUUCAUGAACGGCCGGUGUCUUUCUCACCACCACCUGUCUGCCCGCCGAAGGUGGCAGUUGCUCAGCGCCGCAAGAGCACUUCAUUUUUGGAAGCCCAAACUUGCCACUUCCAACCAUUGCUGAAGACUGGCCAGAGUUUAGUUCCACCUGGUGGUAGUCCCACCAAUUGGACACCAGAGGCAUUGGUUAUGCUGGGCACAACAUCUCAUAGAGUCGCUGGAGAGCCUCUGCAUGUGCAAGUUAACCCUGUGUUUGAGCCAGCUCCUGUACACAGUGACUAUAGAUCUGGACCAACACCUCCAGAGGAUGCUCACUACAGAAUGCAUCCAGAAGCUGUAUAUUUGGUGGGCAUGCACUAUCCGUCACAGACACAAGUACAAGGCCAGUCAGCCUCAAGUAGUACAUCGGUACCGUCUCAGCCUGCCCAACACACUCAGCAGAAUGCCCAGCAGCCAGCUUCUUCUCAACAACCCGGACAAUACCAGCUGCAGCAGCCAUCAGUUUCUACUGGUGCCACUCCCACACAAACUGUCUCUCAAGCUCAGACUUCACAGGUUAUGCCAAUGCCUCAGGCAGCAGCAGGGACACAGCUUCCUGUUUCCCAACCAGUGUCGAUCAUCCAAGGCGAACCUCAAUUACCUGUUGCAGCACCUUCUCUCCCUCAACCUUCAGUUGCCCCAUCAGUCCCUAUUGGUUCUCACUUUCUGCCCGUGGGACAACCCUUGCCAACUUCCAUUGUCCCCCAGUUCUCAGUCUCUCAGUUGCCCGUCGCAGCUCCUCAUGUGUCAGUGGCUCAGCCAGGUUUCCAGUCACUGCCAAUUUCAAUGGCAGGCGGCAUGAAUCAGCCAUUGCUCACGCUGGCAACAUCUGCUGCGGCAUCCGCUGUCCCUGUAGGAUCAACUGUUGUCCCUAGCCAGCUUCCCACGCUGAUGCAGCCUGUGGCUCAGUUGCCCAGCCAGGUUCUCCCGCAGCUCCUGCAGCCGGCUGUCCAGUCCAUGGGAUUGCCAGUCAGCAUUGGACAAGCUGCUGAUGCUUCACUUCCUGCUGGAGAUGCUCUUUACCAGGGCUUCCCAUCUCGGCUACCACCUCAGUACCCAGGGGACUCAAGUGUUGCACCUUCCUCUGCUGUGGCUUCUGUUAGCAUUCCUUCUGCCAUACUGUCCCCUCCCCUACCCACAGAUGUAAUGACUCAGCCAGGCUAUAUUGCUCCUGUUGUGCAGCCGUAUGUGGAGCAGAACGUUUUAGUUCCUAUGGGCAGCGUAGGAGGACAGGUUCAAGUGCCCCAGCCUACAGUGAGUUUAGCACAACAGGCCUCAUCAGCCUCCUCGCAGCAGGCAGUUGUGGAGCAGAAUGUCAUGCCAAUGUGGGGACCUUGUUGCCACUGGCUGUUCUGUUGGGAAGGUACUCAAGGGGCCUCACAGACUGCUCCUUCAGAGUCUCUGCCAUCAACGCAGCCUGCUCAGUCUACCCCUUUGGCUUCCUCUAUGGAUAGUGCACAUUCUGAUGUUGCUUCAGGAAUGAGUGAUGGCAAUGAGAAUGUUCCAGCUUCUAGUGGGAGGCAUGAAGGGAGGACUACCAAGCGUCAUAUGCGGAGGUCUGUCCGCAGUCGCUCUCGCCAUGAGAAGACUGCUAGGCCGAAACUGAGAAUUCUAAAUGUUUCAAAUAAAGGUGACCGGGUAGUGGAAUGCCAGCUAGAGACACACAAUCGGAAAAUGGUUACUUUCAAAUUUGAUUUGGAUGGUGACAACCCUGAGGAAAUAGCAUCAAUUAUGGUGCAGAAUGAGUUUAUUUUAGCAACUGAGAGAGACUCAUUCGUGGAACAGGUACGAGAGAUCAUUGAGAAAGCAGAUGAAAUGCUGAGUGAGGAUGUAAGUGUGGAGCCAGAAGGUGAUCAGGGUUUGGAGAGUAUGCAGACAAAAGACGAUGGCUUCGUUCCAGGGUCACAGAAAUUAGAGUUCAAACAGCCAGAUCCUACAUCUUCCAUGCCACAAAGAAUAGGGGUUCCUCCUAGCUCCUUUACCCAGGUUGUCCAUUCUGCGGGAAGACGGUUCAUUGUCAGCCCUGUCCCUGAAAGUCGGUUAAAAGAACAGGGCUUUUUCACCUCUCCUGUUCCCGGGGGAAAAGAAACUUCAGAUGUUGUUGCUGCAUCUCCACUACAUGGUCCUGGAAUGAAUCUCUCCCACUCUGCAUCAUCGCUGAGCUUACAACAAGCUUUCUCUGAGAUUGGGCAUGGUCAAAUGACAGAAGGACCUAGUACAGCUCCUCCAGUGUUUAAUCAAACAAUACCACCAUUUCCACCUGUGCUUUCUACCAUGGCAGGCAGUGGUGCACCUCCUGCAUCUGUAGCUGCUCCUUCAAUAUCUGUUCCUUCUAGCACAGGUGUUUCUCUUCCAAGUUCUGUUACUUUGCCUUCAGAAAAUGCAGCUGUUGGAGUUGCACUAAGUGCAAGUGUGCCAAGUUCUGUUUCUCCACCUCCGGCCUCACAGUCCGGACAGCAGCUGUCUGGUGGUGUGGCUUCCAGUGUGAGCGCCCCUGCUUCUUUCUCCUUAACUAUCACAUCCCAGCCUGCUCAGCCAGUAACUGGAGACAUUACCCCUAGCAUCAGCACACCAGCUUCUUUGGCACUAUCUGCUACCCAGGUUCCUGGUGUCACUGGUCUUGGUGUCGUUGCACCAGCUGUGACAUCUCAAUCUACUCCUCAAAUUGUAAGUAGUUUGACAGCACCGCAGACAUCUGUUGCCCUGUCUCAGGCUCAGAAUGUGUCUUUGCAGCUUCCUCAGCUUACCAGUAGUGGCUCUGUCUCCAGUCUGGCAGAAACAACAGUUGUAAGUGCUCCACAAUCACUACCUGAGAGUGGGCAGUCCGCAGAUAAAUCACAGCCCUCCAGUGCAGCUGGCUUAUCGCUACCAAUCUCUGCACCUUUAUCAUCCUCUGUAGCAACAAGUUUAUGUGGUUCGGUCACUCAGCCAGUGAUACAUCCCUUACUCAUCCCAUCAGCAGUUACAUCAACACCUGUCCUAUCCCAGAUUCCAGGUGCAACACCUGUGUUGCCCCAGGUUCCCCUACCUGGUGUCUUACCACAGCCAGUUACUAAUUUGCCUGCAGUACAGCAAACAUUGAUACACAGCCAGCCCCAGCCAGCUCCAUUACCCAAUCAACCUCAUAUUCACUGUCUGGAGGCUGACGCUGAUGCUCAGUCCAAAGCACCUGGUAUUGAUGAUAUAAAGACCCUGGAAGAAAAGCUACGGUCUCUCUUCAGUGAACAUGGUAACGUGGGAGCAGCACAUCCAUCAGUAUCUCUGGAGACGUCACUGAUCAUGGAAACUACUGUUAUUCCUGGGAUCCCAACCACUGUUCUUGCACCAACUAAACCCCUGACAUCCGUUAGCACUUGUAUACCUCCGAGCAGUUUGCCUCUUGGACCAGCUGGCUUGCCAGUGCUGACACCAGUCGCCACGCCUGGGCAAGUGAUCACCCCAGUAAGCUAUAUUUCAGCACCAAGCAGUGUUGCAACAGCGGUAGUGAAACCAGGGACCUCUCCCUCGAAGCCUCCUCUUAGCAGGGUACCGGUGCUACCAGUAGGUUCUGAACUUCCAGCUGGCACUCCGUCCAGUGAGCCGCUGCCACCUUUUCCAGGACCUUCACUAACUCAGUCCCAGCAGCCACUGGAAGAUCUGGAUGCUAAGCUGAGGAGAACCCUUAGUCCAGAGACCGUUCCAGUGACAUCAGCUCCUGCCUGUUCUGUGCCCUCAGUAGCAUCUACAGCAGUUACUGGUCUGGUUUCCACAGCAGCACAGCCUCUAAAAGAUGCUUCAGCAUCGUAUGGCGGAGAAAGCAGUGGUAUGGCUUCCACAACAACAGGAGCUGGCAUUCUUAAGAUGGGACGGUUUCAGGUAUCUGUGGCAGUGGAUGAUGUGCUGAAAGAGAGUGACAAACCUGAGACUAAGCCGCUGCAAUUUGAAACCACCUCCUCUGAUUCCUCCCCUCUUUCUGGGAGCAGUCCAGAGAGCACCCUGGUAAAGCAGGCUGGAGGGCGGAAAAGCGAGGCUGUGGCACAUGGCGUUCCUCAGCCAGUUCCUGUGCUGCAGUUGCCAGUAGACGAUGGUCAGCCUACUAAGGUUGGACGCUUCCAGGUAACAACAACAACAGAUCAAGUGGGGCGCUUCUCAGUGUCAAAGACUCAGGAUGAGGUCACCUGUGCAGAGAGAGAGCCAAUGACUCUCCCUCUCUCUGUGGACUUGGAACAAGUUGCUUCUUCAGCUGCAGCCCCUAGGAAAGAGUUGGAGUCGAGGCAGUCCCCACAUAUGAAUGGUCCGUCCUCUGAACCAGAGGCUGCUUUCUUGAGUGGAAUGGCUAAGGAUCUGGAUGAUGGCUCAGCGAGUCCAGACUCCCUCCAGGCCACAGCAUCAAAGAUCAGCCUCCCUGUUCAGAGUCUUAGCAACUCGUUCAAUUCUUCCUACAUGAGCAGUGACAACGAGUCAGAUAUUGAAGAUGAAGACUUGAAAUUGGAACUCCGUCGAUUACGGGAGAAGCACCUUAAAGAGAUCCAGGAGCUGCAGAGUCGCCAGAAGCAGGAGAUUGAAUCACUAUACACAAAACUAGGAAAGGUCCCACCUGCAGUCAUUAUUCCCCCUGCUGCACCCCUUUCAGGAAGGAGGAGACGACCCACUAAAGGAAAAAGCAGCAAAUCCAGUCGUAGCAGCUCCCAGGGAAAUAAGAGUCCACAGCUGUCAGGCAAUUUGUCAGCUCAGAGUGCACCAUCAGUCUUGCCCCCGCAACAGACUCUUCAUCCUCCUGGUAGUGUGCCAGAGACUGGACAGAAUCAUUUGUUACAGCCCCUCAAACCUUCACCUUCCAGCGAAAACCUCUACUCUGCCUUUACCAGUGAUGGUGCCCUUUCAGUACCAAGCCUUUCUGCGCCAGGCCAAGGGACCAGUAGCACUAACGCAGUCGGGGCUACAGUGAACAGCCAAGCACCCCAGUCUCAGCCUACUGCUAUUGCCUCCAGCCGAAAAGGGACUUUCACAGACGACCUGCACAAGCUGGUAGAUAACUGGGCCCGAGAUGCCAUGAACCUGUCUGGCAAGAAAGUUGGCAAAGGGCAUAGCAACUAUGAGGGCCCUGGAAUGGCAAGAAAAUUCUCAGCACCAGGUCAGCUCUGUAUCUCUAUGACAUCUUCCCUGGGUGCUACGCCCAUCUCUGCAGCAUCAGCUACCUCUUUAGGUCCCUUCACGAAGGCCAUGUGCCCUCCGCAGCAGUACGGUUACCCAGCAGCGUCUUUUGCCGCUCCGUGGAGCGGGACGAGCGGUCCGGCACAGCAACCACUUGGCCAGUUCCAGCCCGUAGGUGCCGCGUCUUUGCAAAGCUUCAACAUCAGCGGUUUGCAGAAAUCCAUCAGCAACCCUCCAGGCUCCAACCUGCGGACCACUUAGCCCCGCUCGGAGACCGUGCUGGCUAGACCUCGGGACGGGACGUGGGGAGGGAGACGGGGCCCUUUGUCAACUCCUAGUGCUGCAAUGAACUGGUUGCUUGCCAGACUGGGAAUGAAUUUCUCUUUUCCACCCAUUGCUGUUAACUUUCUGUAAAGGGGGCUUCCCCACAUGCUUUCAAGGGGGAGGAGGAUGAUCGGCGUCCUUACGAUGGGACAGUUGUUUUGACUUGAGGGGUCCCGCUCUCGUGUGAAGCGAGAGCCGUGAAGAUCAGUGACGGGGGCAGUUAACGCAGUCUUGCUGUAACAUUUCUCUGGUUUGAGGCCGAAUCCGCGUAUGUCAAGAUGGGAGAGUUGAAUCCUAGCAUGAGGCUUUAGCACACUUCUCUCCCUGAAGAUCCGAGACCAGCUGUCCAAAUCCCCCUCCUCUCCCUCUCCCCACUCGAUCGUAUUUGGCUCCAGAACGAUGGGGCACCCGAAUGGACUUGCAGUGCAGCCCGUGCUUGAUAGGUCAUUACUGCUUUAAGUAAGAUAUUAACAGCUUUGACUGCAGCAUUAGAGCAAUUUAAAUUGUUUAAAGAUUUUAAAAGUUCCCUGCGGACAUGUACUUACCAUCAGUUUUGAUGUGGAAACACUGUGAUAUAUAAAUGUUGUUGGACAACAGUAGUUUAAAAAUGAGUGGAAUAUAGAGGGUUAAAAAAGUUAAAAAGUAAAAAAUGGGAAAAAAAGCUAGCUAUAUCCUUAUACUUAUUGGAGACACUUUAACUUUUUCCUUUGUAUUUUCAUUGUAUUAGAUAAAUAAAUGUGAAUGUAAAAUUGUAUAAAUUAAUGUACUUGAAUACUUGUCUGUUCUCCCAGUAUGCUUGCUGGAUAUUUUAGUGCCUUGGACUUCUAUUGCUUCUGCAGUUAGCGUUGUCUUCCCAGCAGACCCCAGGUGGACAGAGGGCAAGUUCAGAGAAGGCCGCGUUGGUUGUACCUGUGGACGGGGGCCUGACCGGCGGCGUAGCGAUGGCGAUAGCGCGAUAGCGCCUAGAGGAGGUGCAGCGGGGCGCAAGCAGGCUCCGCGUGUUGGGAAACUUGGCCGAGGGGGUGACCCGAUGUUGGUGGUGCGAUGAGGGCCAGGUGGGGUGGGACGGAGGGUUGUGCGUGAAGCCAGAAUGAGACGAAGCGCCGUUGUGUAGGGGCAGGAGGUCUGGAUCAGGAAUGGAGAGGAUGGGGAGAAGGAGUGUCUAUGGGAAGGGUCCCACUUAAGAUGCAGUGUGACUCCACCUGUGAAGUGGUGAAGGUGUUUGGUCAGGAUGUGACUUGAGGGAGAGGUGCCGUUCCUCGUUGGCGUGGGCUUGUCUUGCUGGGAUUGCUUUUCUUUCUUUGUUUUGUUGUGUUUUAUGGGUUUGUUUUUUUUUUAUCCAUUGAAGCCAGGAAUAGUCGUCCUGGCACAAUGUCCAUUGCCGGCAAUGGAUGCACUUGAAACAGCCGGCAUCAAGAAAUUUCCUCAGUCUCAGUUGGAGGAUUUAUGCUCCAACUCUAACAGAUUUCCAGCUGGUACCAGGACUGUAGCCGUCACCUCUUAGUUAGCUGUACUGUACCUUUGCUGUGUUCAUUCUCCCUUUUCAUAUUUAAGAAUACUGGUUUCCUCUACAAAGUUAAAAUAAUACCAGCCAGUAUUUUACACAGUGCUGCAAAGAGCUGUGAAGGAUCACUGCUGCUUCCCAGCACUGGGGCAGCUUGCUGGUGUCUGGAAGUUGGUGCACCCAGGAGAUUGUUCCUUGCCCAAAUCAUUUUUCCUGAGAGUGUUGUUCCCCUGUGGAGCCUUAACAGGGAGUUUUUCUGUCUGUGAGUGUUCUCACUUGAAUUUUUAUUUUAUUUUAUUUUAUUUUUUGCAAAGAGAUGUGCGAGAUCCAUUUCUUUCCUGUUACUUUUUUUUUUUUUCCCCAGCAGUUUUGGCAGCAAGGGCCACCAUACCUGGGUGGAGAGAGAUGCCAGAGGGUGAAAGCCAGCAGCAGAGAGCCUGGGCUCUGAGAUCCUUAGGUUUGGAGGCUCGUUCUUUGUGACCUCAGUGCGGAGUGGAGCUGCUGAAGGGGAGAGGAGAGAGGCUCGUGGCGUGAGUGUGGUGGGAAGGGGCAGAAGCGGGGGGCCCUGCUGCUGAGGUUGGACAGGAAGGCUCUGCUCUGUGCCCUGAAUGGUGCAUUGGUUUCCCAAAUACACCCGGUGGAAGGGGAGAGGUGUGCCUGAGGAAAAGGAGCGGUUGUCGGCCCGAGGCAGUGGUGACACACAAGGGGAAUACUCACGGCAGGGGAACGAUGAAGCUGAACGCAGCACGUGGUUAUUUAAUUUUGAUCUAAUAAGUUUGAGGUUGUUUUCACUUAAUGUUAUGCAAGAACUGGUUUUAUUUACCAUUGAUUCCCCCUCCCCCCUUCCUGUGGAUGAAUAACUGAAGUCUAGAGGAAUAAACUAAUGCUACUGAACUGUUAAAUUAUUUUGUUUAAUAUUACACUUUGAGUAUCUUUUUCCACAUAAAAUCUGUUUCUGAAUUACAAGCGUUUUCUUUACAUUAUUUAACAAUGUACACUGUAAAAAAAAAUAAAAUAAAAUAAAAAAAAUAAAAAAGUUGAACCUU
Centrocercus urophasianus (Greater sage-grouse) is the source of this 10281-nucleotide messenger RNA. It is a transcript of the gene WNK1, whose product is annotated as WNK lysine deficient protein kinase 1. Lineage: Eukaryota; Metazoa; Chordata; Aves; Galliformes; Phasianidae. Gene Ontology annotation, cellular component: cytosol; cytoplasm. Bases 16 to 7668 code for a protein of 2550 amino acids. Gene Ontology annotation, biological process: negative regulation of sodium ion transport; positive regulation of sodium ion transmembrane transporter activity; positive regulation of potassium ion import across plasma membrane. The record is from RefSeq and is a predicted model, not a curated record. Gene Ontology annotation, molecular function: ATP binding; potassium channel inhibitor activity; protein serine/threonine kinase activity. The transcript is spliced from 30 exons.